AUGGCACAGUCCGUGCCUCAUCAAACGACCGACAGGAGGCGCGUCAAAGUCUACGAGCUCCGUGACAACGACUGGUUCGACCGCGGUACCGGCUUCUGCACCGCAGCAUGGACCGAAACUGAAGAGGGAAGGGCCAAAGAGCCCCGCGUAAUUGUCGACUCCGAAGACGAACCAUUACGGACAUUGCUAGAAACCAGGAUCUAUAUGGUAUGUGUGAUUACGGAGCCUUUAUGGUACCAGGAGCAGACGAUGGACAAGGGGCUGACAAUCCGUUCAAGGAAAUUCGUCAAUGAUGUCCAACGAACACUACAGGGAGACAUCGCAGGUCCAGUGGAUGACAGCCUAUCGGACGACCUGGCCAUAGACGUUCCCCCCUCUAUCCAACUCCCUCCUGCCGAACUGGGCAGUCUCCCAGACCUCGAAACCACAAUACGAGUGAUCAGCAGCUCCGCAAAUGGCCGUGACACUCUUGCCAAGCUGAUCAUGCACGAGGACUACAUCGGCAAACUGAUUCCCUUGGUCGAGAUGGCCGAGGACCUCGAGAGCCUCCAGGACUUGCAUCGGCUUUGCAACAUCAUGAAGACAAUCCUCCUGCUUAAUGACACGACGAUUAUUGAACAUGCGGUCUCUGACGAAUGCAUCCUGGGCGUCGUUGGGGCUCUGGAGUACGAUCCCGAUUUCCCGCAACACAAGGCGAACCACCGGCAAUGGUUGAAAGAUCAGUCAAGGUACAAGGAGGUGGUUCGGAUCGAGGAUGAUCAGGUCAGGCGCAGGAUCCACCAGACGUACCGCCUGCAAUACAUGAAAGAUGUUGUGCUGGCCCGGAUCCUGGACGAUCCCACCUUUUCGGUGCUGAACUCGAUGAUCUUCUUCAACCAGGUGGAAAUAGUUCAGCAUCUUCAGUCCAACGGGGCCUUCCUGCGCGACCUCUUCUCCAUCUUCAACCCAGAAGAGAAGACAGAGCAGCUCAGGAAAAAGCAGGCGGUCUUGUUCAUACAGCAGUGCUGUGCCAUCGCCAAGAACCUGCAGAUCCAAAGCCGGCAGGGCUUUUACAGCAGCUUGCUGAACCACGGCCUGCUUGCUGUCAUCAACUUUGGCCUCCGCAACUUUGAUGUUUCCGUCCGGGUAGGAGCCACGGACAUCUUGGUUUCUAUGAUCGACCAUGACCCCCAUAUGAUCCGCCACACACUCCUCCGGCAGAUCCUGGCAAAGCAGUUACCACUGACGGACACUCUAAUUGACCUGCUCUUGGUCGAGGUGGAUCUGGGUGUGAAGUCUCAGAUCUCAGACGCGCUCAAAGUUCUUCUCGAUACUAUACCCACUAACCAGGGGCAGGAUGGCGGAAUUAAGCUGGUGAAUGGAGAAUUGCAGUCACGGCCACGACCGAUGAAUCAGAUCAAUAGCCUGGAGGGCCAGCAGCAGACCAUUCUCGAGGAUUUCUACGGAAGAUCAGCCGCGCGACUGUUCAAGCCUCUGCUCGAUCUGGAGGGACGCACGGAACUAAAGUUCUCUGUGCACAACGACGGCAUCUUCAGCUACCUCAACGAUAUCCUAUGCUUCUUUGCGCGGCAACACCACAACCUCUGCAAGAAGUUUAUCAGAGACCACAACAUUGCAUCGCGAUUUGCCCAGUUGCUGUCUUGUAAGGAAAAGCAUCUGCAGCUCGUGGCAAUCCGAUUCUUCCGUCACCUUGUCAAUCACGUCUCCGAUGAGUUCUACGUGAGACUUGUCGCUGAGAAACAGGUCCUCGGGCCGAUUCUGGAUGUCCUUCUGCUCACUCUCCCACGUGACAAUCUUCUCAGUUCUGCGUGCCUCGAUAUCUUUGAGUACAUCCGCAAGGAGAAUAUCAAAGAUCUGGUCAAGCAUCUAGUCGAGAAUUACAGAGAAAAGAUGACCGCUCUCGGCUAUCUUGAUACCUUCAGAGAUCUUGUUGUCAAUUACGAGCAGAGCAGAGGUUUUGCUGGGAACAUGGACACGUACUUCAUGGAGUCCGAGGACGAGAUGGGCCGGCGGCCAACUCAUGUGAAUGGACGCAUGAUGGAGCAGAUCAGUGUGGACCCGAUGGAGGAGGAGUACUGGAACACUUCAGACGACGAAGACGAGAACCAGUCAAAGCUGGCUCCCAGAGGUUCUUUGGGCCCCAGCCCCGGUCCGCUCAGCGCCCUCGUCGACUACCACUCAGAUGAGGAGUCGGACGAGAAUGGUGGCGACGUGGUCAUGGCCCAAUCCGAUUCAGAGAUCAGCAAGGAAGUAAAAGGCGAGAAGCCCGAAGGAGAGCCUCUGACUCCGAAUAGUGCGGACACCGCAACCCCAUCCUUGAGUUCAACCCCGCCCGAGCGACUUAGUGAGAAGCGUCGACGAGAGGAAGAGGACGACGAUGAGUUGGGCAAGAUGAUGCAGCAGAACAAGCGACGCAACAGUACGUCUGCGGUGCAAAAUGCUAGUGGUGCUGCGGCGACGCUGCGCAAGAAGAAGCCUUUUGGGGGAUCACCAAGUACUGGUUCUGCCGGAGUCAAAAAGAUUGACAUCAGGCUACCCCCUACCGUCCAGAGUUCCGUUGGACAGGGCUCGCCAGGACAAGAUGAUUCGUCAUGA
This is a messenger RNA of Diaporthe citri, 2595 nucleotides long. RefSeq lists its product as uncharacterized. The transcript has 5 exons. Gene Ontology annotation, cellular component: protein phosphatase 4 complex; nucleoplasm. Gene Ontology annotation, molecular function: protein phosphatase activator activity. Gene Ontology annotation, biological process: protein dephosphorylation; DNA damage response. Lineage: Eukaryota; Fungi; Ascomycota; Sordariomycetes; Diaporthales; Diaporthaceae. The coding region runs from base 1 to 2595 and encodes 864 amino acids. The record is from RefSeq and is a predicted model, not a curated record.